Callorhinus ursinus (northern fur seal) is the source of this 1732-nucleotide messenger RNA. It is a transcript of the gene ENTR1, whose product is annotated as endosome associated trafficking regulator 1. The record is from RefSeq and is a predicted model, not a curated record. Gene Ontology annotation, cellular component: recycling endosome; centrosome; ciliary basal body. Gene Ontology annotation, biological process: positive regulation of cilium assembly; regulation of cytokinesis; positive regulation of protein localization to cilium. Lineage: Eukaryota; Metazoa; Chordata; Mammalia; Carnivora; Otariidae.
CGGCGGGCGACGCGGGUGGGCGACUCGGGCCGCGGCCGCGGCGGAGCCGGGGCCAUGGGGCCGCCGCUGCCAGGCUAGGGAGGGCCGGCGCUGCCGGGCCCGCGGCGAUGGCGGGCUUUGCGCGCCGCCCGGGCGUCCCCCCGCUGUCGCGAGCCCGGAGCCUCGUCAUUCCGGACGCAGCUCCGGCGUUGUAUGAGCGCCGCUCCUGGCUGCCCCGGCUAGACUGUGAGCGCCCCCGUGGCGGGGGCCUCGACCCCCACCUCUUCGGCAUUCGGCCGACGUUUAUGUGCUAUGUGCCCGGCCCGGUGCUAGCUUCCGUGGGAGACACAGAUCUUGGCUACGGAAAGGGGAAGUGUACUAAGCAAGGUCUGCCAGGAGCCCAAGAGACACAUUUUGGAGACGAUAAACUUGAAGAUCUUGCAGAGGCCAAUCCAUUCUCCUUUAAAGAGUUUCUGAAAACCAAGAACCUCAGCCUGUCAGGAGACGAUACAGCCAACGACAGGAUUUAUUCAAAGGAAGCCACGAGACACUCACUGGGGCUUGGCCGCAACUCCCCGACCUCCCAGACCAUGGGGUAUGGCUUAGAAUAUCAGCAGCCGUUUUUUGAAGACCCUACGGGGGCUGGUGAUCUUCUGGACGAGGACACAGACGAGGGUGAGGACGGCGCGUGGGACGGGGCGUACCUGCCCUCCGCUGUGGAGCAGACCCGCUCCUCCGGGGUCGCCGCCAGCACGUCACCCUGCAGCACGUACGUCUCCUUCUUCUCUGCUGCGUCGGAGCCGGUGGCGCCCAAGACGCUGCCCCCGUGGACACGGAGCGACUCUGACUCUCGUGCCUCUCCGGUGGGGAGCCCCGGCACAGACUUCGCAGCCCACGGAGAGUCUCUGGGAGACAGGCACUUGCGGACACUGCAGAUAAGCUACGAAGCAUUAAAAGAUGAAAAUUGUAAGCUGAGAAGAAAGCUGACUGAGGUUCAGAGCUUCUCUGAGACUCAAACAGAAAUGGUGAGGACAUUGGAGCGGAAGCUGGAAGCCAAAAUGAUCAAGGAGGAAAGUGACUACCACGAUCUGGAGUCAGUGGUGCAGCAGGUGGAGCAGAACCUGGAUCUGAUGACGAAACGGGCUCUGAAGGCAGAAAACCAUGUCAUGAAGCUAAAACAGGAGAUCAGCUUGCUCCAGGCACAGGUCUCUAACUUCAAGCGUGAGAAUGAAGCCUUGCGGUCUGGCCAGGGCGCCAGCCUGACGGUGGUGAAGCAGAACACCGACGUGGCCUUGCAGAACCUCCGCGUCGUCAUGAACAAUGCCCACUCCUCAAUAAAGCAGCUGGUUUCUGGAGCUGAAACGCUGAAUCUUGUUGCUGAAAUCCUUAAAUCUAUAGACAGAAUUUCUGAAAUUAAAGAUGAGGAGGAGGAGUCUUGAGAACCCUGAGGUGCUUCCGGGUCACAGCUCCGCUCACACCCGGAUGUCCCUGCUCACUGGAUUUGGAAAUGCCAUUGUGUCUUUAAAUAUGUCGUCCUCACCGUAGUAAAGAUACUUAUCAUGACAUGCUAAUUUCAUGACCACACAGUGUGAGCAGCGCUCUGCAGGGAGAAGCAACCCCCGCGUGAGAGCCGCAGUGGCUUCUCCGCGAGCCUUCUGGGGGAGCUCCAGCUACUCCACGAACUAACGCUCUAUCGGAAGAGGUUUCUAUAGAAGCCAGUGAUUUUUUGAAGUUACUAAACCUGAAAACCACA